UCAAAACAAAAUAUUUCAAAAGUAAACAUUUAUUUUCCUUAUUAAUUGAAUUGAAGAUCAUUAAAAUUUUUAUCUAAAAUGUCAUCCUGUCUAAUAUUGACCCUUGAGGAAAUGCUUAAAAUAGCUUUAGGCUCAACUCCUUAUGGUCACAUUCAACUUGCAGUUCUUCAUAGUUUUUUAAAGAUAAUCAUAGAAAAAUUGAAAAUCGGAACAGAAUUUGUUGAAAUUUCAGGACCUGAAAUCAAAAUUAUACGAGAUAUGUUAUGUCGAGCUGAAGAUCCUCAAAUUAAUUUUGAAGCCUGUGCAGAUGAAAAGACCGAGAGUGAUUUGAAUAUUUUGAAAAUGGAAGAAGAAAUCAACAAAUUAUCAGAACGGAUCAAUAAAACAGAAUCUGAUUUGAAUCAACAUUUAGAAGCUAUGGAACAGUGUAAGAAGCCUCCAGUUGCCAAACCUCUGCAUUUCAGAAGGUCACAAGGCAGACCUUUUGGGGAUGAGGACUCAUCAUUCAGUUCAGAUUGUGAAGAUCUUUGUGUGCCGUGUGAUGAGAACAAUCUCAUUGCCUGUAAUCUUCUUCAAAAUCAGGCUUUCCUCAAAAAACUCAUGCGUCGUGUCACUUCUCCAGUUAUAGACCGAAUUUUUGAAUUCGAGAAAAUGAUCUCUAUUCUUAACGAGAAGUUUCAGAACUUCCUGAACACAGCCCAAGAUGAGUAUCAAAAGAUUCCUCUAAUAGAAAACUGCUUUUCCGAAAUCAGGGCUGUCAAAAAUCAGCUGGACAAACAUCAAAAUGAAUUCAUUGAGACAAUGGAAGAAAUUCAGGAAAUGAUGGAUGCUAAAUUGGACAAACUUCAUAUGCCCGCUCUGAAAAAGUACAUAAUCGAUCGAAUGUCGGAGAUUAAUAAGAAACUCGAAACAGUAAUUAAAAACGAACAAUGUCCCAAAGCUGCGGGAGUUAUUCUGACUCACUUGCAAUGCCUCUGCUGUACCACUCAAGUUUGUCAAAAGGACAAAGAUUUUACAGUUCCCCUUUUGGCUGGUUUUAAAGGUUCCAAGGCAAGGCCAGCGCCAACCAAUGAUCUAGAACAUCCCCAUUUUUGUAUACCUGAAGACAGACCUAGGGCUUGUGGUGGGGAGCACACUGUCAUACGCCCUGAAGAGAAAACUCUACAUAAAUCAAAUCUCUUGGAUGAUUUCGGCGAUCAACUAAACUUGCCUUAUUAUUCAAACAAGAAAUUGAAACUCUUCAAGGGAUUUCAUGGUAAAAUGUAUCGUGAAGGUUGAUGUUUUGUUUGAUGUUUCAAAUUAAUAAAUACAAAAAAAAA
Molecule: messenger RNA, 1319 nt
Organism: Eupeodes corollae
Lineage: Eukaryota; Metazoa; Arthropoda; Insecta; Diptera; Syrphidae
Exons: 1
Coding region: 79-1278 (399 amino acids)
Source: RefSeq, a predicted model, not a curated record